AUGGCGUCUGUCGGGGACUACAUCUUCCUCUUCAUCGUCCUCUCCAUCCUCGCAGGUAUCGUCUACGCAGUCAAAAAGGACAGCAUCAAUCAGAGCAUCUCAGGGGCACAGGAAGGUCUCAAGCAAAAGGGCAUUCGACUCGACAGCUCGGGCGUAUCGAUCAAGACGGAUCGCAGAGCGCCGACGCGGGACGAAUACAUAGACCGGACCCGCGAGAGCUUCGCCCGCUCCAGUGAGGUCAUCGCAAAGCACAAAGACGCAUUCACGACUACGGCUUGGCAGAAACAGAAGGAGCUGGACGAGGCGAAGCAGAGGGCAAAGGCAACCUCUGGUCGACGCUGA
Molecule: messenger RNA, 342 nt
Organism: Jaminaea rosea
Lineage: Eukaryota; Fungi; Basidiomycota; Exobasidiomycetes; Microstromatales
Exons: 4
Coding region: 1-342 (113 amino acids)
Source: RefSeq, a predicted model, not a curated record